GGGAGGCAGUAGCUGCUCUUGGGAACAAAGUUGUUAAGACCCUUCGCGCUAAGUACCCCACAGAAGUGCUUUCCAUGCUGACCAAUGAGACUGGUUUUGAGAUAAGUUCUGCUGAUGCUACUGUUAAGAUUCUCAUCACCACCGUCCUGCCCAAUCUGCACAAGCUGGAACCAGAACUGCACCUGGACAUCGAGGUGCUGCAGUGCGCCCUGGCUGCCAUCCGCCACGCCCGCUGGUUUGAGGAGAAUGCCUCUCAGUCAACAGUGAAAGUACUGAUCCGUCUCCUGAAAGACCUUGGGGCACGUUUCCCUGGUUUUGAACCUCUAACCCCGUGGAUCCUUGACCUGCUCGGCCAUUCUGCUGUGAUGAACAACCCUUCCAGGCAGCCCCUGUCCCUGAAUGUGGCCUACAGGCGUUGCCUUAAGAUGCUAGCUGCCGGUCUCUUCCUUCCUGGCUCUGUGGGAAUUACUGACCCCUGUGAAAGUGAAAACGUCAGUGUACACACAGUCAUGACUUCAAAACAACAGGUAUGUGUUUGA
Molecule: messenger RNA, 539 nt
Organism: Cyprinodon variegatus (sheepshead minnow)
Lineage: Eukaryota; Metazoa; Chordata; Actinopteri; Cyprinodontiformes; Cyprinodontidae
Product: interleukin enhancer-binding factor 2 homolog
Exons: 6
Source: RefSeq, a predicted model, not a curated record